This is a messenger RNA of Sorex fumeus (smoky shrew), 1545 nucleotides long. RefSeq names its product gamma-aminobutyric acid type A receptor subunit delta (gene GABRD). Gene Ontology annotation, cellular component: membrane; neuron projection; synapse. The transcript has 9 exons. Lineage: Eukaryota; Metazoa; Chordata; Mammalia; Eulipotyphla; Soricidae. Gene Ontology annotation, biological process: nervous system process; chemical synaptic transmission; monoatomic ion transmembrane transport. Bases 117 to 1493 code for a protein of 458 amino acids. Gene Ontology annotation, molecular function: neurotransmitter receptor activity; extracellular ligand-gated monoatomic ion channel activity; GABA-A receptor activity. The record is from RefSeq and is a predicted model, not a curated record.
GCGCGCCGUGCCCGGUGCCCGCCCGUGCGCCCGCGCCGCCGCGCCGCCAGCAACUUUGGAGCCGGAGCGGCGGGAGGAGCCGAGAGGCUGGAGCGACCCGCCCGCCCUGCCCGGCCAUGGCCGCGCCCGCCCGGCUGCUGACCGCGCUCCUGCUGCUCCGCGGCGUCAGAGCUGUGAGUGACAUUGGGGACUAUGUCGGCUCUAACCUGGAGAUCUCCUGGCUCCCCAAUCUGGACAGCUUGGUGGAAGGCUACGCCCGCAACUUCCGGCCCGGCAUUGGAGACUCAGUGCCACCCCUACAGCUCUGCACCUUCCUUGCAGGACCACCUGUGAACGUGGCACUGGCCAUCGAAGUGGCCAGCAUUGACCAUAUCUCAGAGGCCAACAUGGAGUACACCAUGACGGUGUUUGUGCACCAGAGCUGGAGGGACAGCCGGCUCUCCUACAGCCACACCAACGAGACCUUGGGACUGGACAGUCGCUUCGUCGACAAGCUCUGGCUCCCAGACACCUUCAUCGUCAACGCCAAGUCGGCCUGGUUCCACGAUGUGACGGUGGAGAACAAGCUCAUCCGGCUGCAGCCCGAUGGGGUGAUUCUCUACAGCAUCCGCAUCACAUCCACAGUGGCUUGUGACAUGGACCUGGCCAAGUACCCCAUGGACGAGCAGGAGUGCAUGCUGCAUCUGGAGAGCUACGGCUACUCAUCUGAGGACAUCAUCUAUUACUGGUCGGAAAACCAGGAGCAGAUCCACGGGCUGGACAAGCUGCAGCUGGCGCAGUUCACCAUCACCAGCUACCGCUUCACCUCGGAGCUGAUGAACUUUAAGUCCGCCGGCCAGUUCCCAAGGCUCAGCCUGCAUUUCCACCUGCGGAGAAACCGGGGUGUGUACAUCAUCCAGUCCUACAUGCCAUCCGUCCUCCUGGUGGCCAUGUCCUGGGUCUCCUUCUGGAUCAGCCAGGCAGCCGUGCCCGCCCGUGUGUCUCUCGGCAUUACCACCGUGCUGACCAUGACGACGCUGAUGGUGAGUGCCCGCUCCUCCCUGCCGCGCGCCUCGGCCAUCAAGGCACUGGACGUGUACUUCUGGAUCUGCUAUGUGUUUGUGUUUGCCGCGCUGGUGGAGUACGCCUUCGCUCACUUCAACGCCGACUACAGGAAGAAGCAGAAGGCCAAGAGUGUGAGCCAGAGGGUGGAGAUGGAUGUGAGGAACGCCAUUGUGCUCUUCUCGCUCUCUGCGGCCGGCGUCAGCAGGGAGCUGGCCCUGUCCGGCCCUCAGCGCCUGGUCCCCGGGAACCUCAUGGGCACCUACCGCUCGGUGGAGGUGGAGACAGGAGAGAUGAAGAAGCAGGGGGCAGCCCCGGCAGCCACCCAGGGCAGCCUCCGUGCACUUUUCAAGCCCAUCGAUGCAGACUCCAUCGACACCUACGCCCGCGCCGUGUUCCCCGCGGCCUUUGCCGCCGUCAAUGUCAUCUACUGGGCGGCCUACGCCCUGUGAAGACCCAAGUGCCAGAGUGGGCUAGCCCGAGUCCCCAUGGCUCCCCUCCAGG